AGCACCCUCGUGCAGCAUGCACGUCCCUGCAGGGCGUUUUCUCUUCAACAGCGCAUGGCUCUAGGGUCCCGAUGGGCUCGGCGACCGGCUAUCAGUGCCUCCAUGGUCGCCACUUUUUGAGAAGUUCUCUUUCGCCGGGUCGUACUGUCUGAAUCGCCAAUCAAGACCCUUCAUGCAAACAAUACCAUACGAAUGAGAAGAGAUAAACCGUCCUGCCGUGCAUGGGUUAAUUAACCCUUCCAGCCGUCUUGAUGUCCAUCCCUGUCGUAGAGGGGUUUGUUCCCUUCUCCUGGCCUGCUGCAGGCAAGCCGUGCCAAACAUACUACAAGCUGUACGGUGAUCUUAAAUCCGGGCCAACUCCGCUCAUCUUCAUCCACGGUGGAUACGGUUAUACGCACAAGUACGGCUUACCGCACACAGACCUAGCGGCAGGUCCACGCGCCAUCCCGGUGCUGUUUUACGACCAGAUCGGCUGCGGCCAAUCCACCCACCUCCCAGAGAAAGUGGGCGAUUGGGAGUUCUGGUUGAUACAGCACUUCAUCGACGAGUUGGAGAACUUGAUUUCAUGUCUCGGGAUACAGACGUAUGAUGUGCUGGGUCACUCGUGGGGCGCGGUGCUCGGCGCCGAGCUAGCCAUCAGGCGGCCCAGAGGCCUUCGGCGGCUCGUGCUCGCGUCCGGUCUCGCGUCGAUGGAUCUGUGGUCCCUUGCUGCGAGGAACCUGCUCAAAACCAUCCCGGAUGACCUUCAGAAAGUUAUAAACGACUGUGAAAAGGCGGGGAAGAUCAAUGCGCCGGAAUAUGAGGCAGCCAUGACGGUAUUUGCCAAACAGUUUGUCUGCAGACCCGAAACGUGGCCUCCCGAAGUCUCGUCUGCCUUUGAGGAGAACGAGAAAGAUAUGACAAUGACCAAGACUUUAGGUGGUGGCAUGUCGGACUUCCAUGUCACCGGCAGCAUGAAAGAUUGGAGUGUGAUCCCGGACAUCCACAAGAUCAAUGUUCCUGUGCUCAUGACGAACGGACGAUACGACGGGGCGCAGGACUAUGUCGUUGGGAAGAAAGAGAAAGCUAUAUGAGAUUGGUAGGCGAUUUCUUGACCAACUGAAUGUGAUUCUCGAUGGGUGGUAGUGUUGGCGAGGAAUGCAGUAAUGCUCACGGAAG
This is a messenger RNA of Laetiporus sulphureus 93-53, 1158 nucleotides long. Its product is annotated as proline-specific peptidase. Bases 252 to 1073 code for a protein of 273 amino acids. Gene Ontology annotation, molecular function: peptidase activity. Lineage: Eukaryota; Fungi; Basidiomycota; Agaricomycetes; Polyporales; Laetiporaceae. The transcript is spliced from 3 exons. The record is from RefSeq and is a predicted model, not a curated record. Gene Ontology annotation, biological process: proteolysis.